AUGAGGGUAUUCGAAUCGCUCAACUGCAUUGCUUGUAAGGAACCGUUUGCUCGAGUUGCCAAUCAACCUCGAUCUCCACGACAUUUGUAUUGUGGAUUGGCCAUGUGCAAUGAAUGUUUCGAGAAAGAGGAGACGUUGGAACAAGAAAAGAGAAAUCAUCGAUGUAAACAUGGUUUUUGUUUUAAUCACCCAAACUUUGCCUACUUUUUGAUUGAUGUUUUGUCACAAGAAAGCGCUUUGGUGUUUACUCCAAUGGGAUAUUUGCUUGUGAAGCCUUUCAAAAUUCCGGAAUGUUCAAUUUGUCAUGACGAAUAUUCGAAUGAAAUUGAGGCGAAGAAAUCGUUGGCUCUUCGCUGCAAUGAAUGCCACGAAAAGAAUAUUAUCGACAAGAUGUUUUACUGUAGCGCAUGUAGCUUUGAAGUUUGUGGGGCUUGUGCUUACGUGAAACAUCAUUUGCACGGAGCCACUCCGUUAUUGAAGAAAAAGGCUAACCAAAUGUUAACGGGACUUCAGCAAAAGUCAAGAAAUGUCAUCAAGACGUGCAAGUAUGUGGUUCCUGAAUUGCACAAGGGACUUUUUGAGAGCAUUGACAUUUUUGAAACGAAAUUGCUUUCGAAAGAGGAAACUCUCAAGGACGCAUCAACUUUUGCCGAUUUACGGGAGAAACAUGAAUCAUUCACAAAGAUCAAGUCCAAAUUUGAGUCAUCUGCUGAGAAUUACUUGCCUCAUUUGCGCAAAUUCGACAAAGAAGUUAAGGAAUUGAUUCAAACUCUCGACGAGACUCCUGAUAUCAAGAAAUCCAAA
This is a messenger RNA of Mesorhabditis belari, 804 nucleotides long. NCBI's taxonomy places the organism in Eukaryota, Metazoa, Nematoda, Chromadorea, Rhabditida, Rhabditidae. The record is from the annotation of a GenBank genome assembly.